Messenger RNA from Trichogramma pretiosum, 1575 nucleotides. RefSeq lists its product as uncharacterized. The coding region runs from base 1 to 1575 and encodes 524 amino acids. NCBI's taxonomy places the organism in Eukaryota, Metazoa, Arthropoda, Insecta, Hymenoptera, Trichogrammatidae. The transcript is spliced from 5 exons. The record is from RefSeq and is a predicted model, not a curated record.
AUGGACUACAGUUUUCCGAUGCCACUGGAGAGUCGUAUGACACCGUGUCGUGACUUCCACUGCUUGACCCGUAUAUCUAAUGAUGCCGACGUCGUUGAGUCGUUGCUUGAUGCCUUCAACGGCGAAAUUUUAGCUGUCCUGAACGAGCAAGCGCCUGUUGCCCCGCAGAUCAAGAGGAGACACAGGGAACCAUGGAUCACACAUGAGUUGCAAACCAAGAGACGAGAGCGCGAUCGUUUAUACAAGGAAGCAAGGCGCUCUCGCUGCCCGAUUCUGUUGCCUGAGUUCAGACUACUGCGUAAGCAACUGAAAAUAGAUAUUAGAGAAGAUUAUUUCUUCUGGCAUCUGGAUGGGGCUGGUAUCAGUCAGCACAGUGGAGAGAUGGGUCUACUCACAGCAAAAAAUAGAGAUGGAUCUCCUUUAAAUACCUUCAAGACUCAAGAGCUAAUGGAGCAUUAUUCGGCUAUCACCUACAGACAUCCACCGUGCUCGGGUGAAGAAUUGGCAGCCGCAAUUGAGACCCCAACACUGCACGUUGCACAACCUUUUGCAUUCAGACAUGUGGACGGUAGAGAGGUCCUUGUUACUAUGUACGCAUGUCUUUUAAAGUCAAAGGGCCAAAGCUGCGACAGUAUUUCUAUGAGGUAUCUGAGGGACUCAUUGCAUAUAAUAAUGCUAUUUUUCACUCGGAUCUGCAAUACUGUUAAAGACACUUUUCACUAUCCAUCGGCUUAUCUGCGCUCUCUUAUUAUACCGUUAAGCAAGAAACCGAAUCCUGAAAAUCCAUCCGAUACGCGACCAGUGGCAAAUCUGUGCCACCUUGCCAAAUUCCUUGAUACGCUGCUCACGGGAAAGAUGAUGAAUUACUUAGAGUCGAAUGAACUAUUGUCUCUACUGCAGUCUGGUUUUCGCGCCCGACACAGCACCCAGACAGCCCUGCUGAAUCUCCUCGAAGAUGUCCACUUCCCAGGGGAGAAGAAAAAGGUGACUGUGCUGAUUUUAUUCGAUUUCACCAAGGCUUUUGACAGCCUCUCGCAUAGGAUACUUUUGGCUUGGCUGCGAGAAAUGAAUUGUUCAGGCGACUCGCUGCGUUUCAUUCACUCAUACCUAACAGGCAGAUCACAAGCCGUGCUUGACCUUGACGGGACGACGACGGAAUUUAUGCCGAACACAUCGGGCAUACCACAAGGAUCGUCGCCGGGGCCUGUCCUUUUUCUGGCCUACAUAAAUUCAGUUGUGCAUGCCCUAAAUUUCACCAGUUCCACUUGGGCUCUCUUUGCAGCGCAAAGAGCUGUUCGUGUACAUUCAAGUCUUAGACGACCUCCAGACAGCUUCACUAUGGCAGAUGGUUCAAUGGAUUUCUUGAGCACCAUGACAGAUUUACACCGCGUGAUAUUAAAGUGCCUUUUGCGUCAGCUAGAGCGGUUCGAUGAUGUAUAUUCCGAGCACAGGGCCUUGGUGCAAUCUGCACUGGCUGAUCUGGUGAAAUUCCAGGAGCUGGAGUUCCCUGAGGUCGUUGUACUUGGACCCGAUUGCCAUAAUGAAGAUUGGGACCGUGAUACUGAGUUACAAUAA